Phaethon lepturus (White-tailed tropicbird) is the source of this 1779-nucleotide messenger RNA. RefSeq names its product glucocorticoid modulatory element binding protein 1 (gene GMEB1). The transcript has 11 exons. The record is from RefSeq and is a predicted model, not a curated record. Gene Ontology annotation, molecular function: DNA-binding transcription activator activity, RNA polymerase II-specific; RNA polymerase II cis-regulatory region sequence-specific DNA binding. Gene Ontology annotation, cellular component: nucleus. Gene Ontology annotation, biological process: positive regulation of transcription by RNA polymerase II. NCBI's taxonomy places the organism in Eukaryota, Metazoa, Chordata, Aves, Phaethontiformes, Phaethontidae. Bases 1 to 1644 code for a protein of 547 amino acids.
AUGGCGAAUGCCGAAGUGAGCGUCCCUGUGGGUGAUGUGGUGGUUGUACCAAGUGACGGAAACGAAGGGGAGAACCCGGAGGAUACCAAAACCCAAGUGAUCUUGCAGCUCCAGCCGGUGCAGCAAGGUUUGUUUACGGAUGGCAACUUUCACAACAGGAUUUACCAAGAGGGCUCUGAGGCCAGUGCCGCCGUAGUGGCUGUCGAACCCCACCCCAUCCACAAGCUAGAAGAAGGGAUCGACCCCAGCACCAUAGAAACGAACGAGGAAAUUGAGAUCGCCUAUCCUAUCACCUGCGGGGAGAGCAAAGCCAUCCUGCUCUGGAAGAAGUUUGUCUGUCCGGGAAUUAAUGUCAAGUGUGUAAAGUUCAAUGACCAACUGAUCAGCCCGAAGCAUUUUGUUCACCUGGCUGGGAAGUCUACCCUAAAGGACUGGAAGAGAGCCAUUCGCCUCGGAGGAAUCAUGCUGAGGAAGAUGAUGGACUCGGGGCAAAUCGACUUCUACCAACACGACAAAGUCUGCACCAACACCUGUCGAAGCACCAAGUUUGAUCUCCUGAUCAGCAGCGCCAGGGCACCGGUGCCAGGGCAGCAGAGUGUGGUGCAGACUCCUACAUCAGCUGACGGGAGCAUCACCCAGAUUGCGCUGUCGGAGGAGAGCAUGGAGGAGGGGAUCGAGUGGAACUCGGCUCUGACGGCUGCCGUCACCAUGGCCACUGAGGAAGGCAUGAAAAAGGAUACAGAUGAGAUUUCGGAGGAUACGCUGAUGUUCUGGAAAGGAAUAGCUGAUGUGGGGCUGAUGGAAGAGGUUGUGUGCAACAUCCAGAAGGAGAUAGAAGAAGUCCUAAGAGGUGUCCAGCAGAGGUUGGGUCAGUCUCCCUUCCAGAUGACGGAUGCUGCAGUCUUGAACAAUGUUGCCCACACAUUUGGCCUAAUGGACACAGUCAAGAAGGUUCUGGACAACAGGAAAAACCAGACGGAGCAAGGAGAGGAACAGUUCCUUUACACGCUGGCAGACCUGGAGCGGCAGCUGGAAGAGCAGAAGAAACUUGCCAAGGACCAGAAGGCGAAGUCCCAAACCAUCCAGAAUGUGGUGCUAAUGCCUGUCAGCGCUCCCAAGCCCCCCAAGAGACCCCGCCUGCAGCGCCCAGCCUCCGCCACUGUCCUCAGCCCCUCCACCCCCAUUCAGCAGCCUCAGUUCACGGUCAUCUCACCCAUCGCUAUUGCGCCUGUCGGGCAGCAGUUCUCCGUGGGCAACAUCCCGGUGGCAACUAUUAGCCAAGGCUCCAGCCCGGUGACUGUUCAUACCUUGCCCCCGUCCUCCAGCCUGGCGCUGCUGAGCUCGGCAGCCAUGCAGGACAGCGGUGCCCUGGCGAACGUGGCGGCCGUGGUCAACCCCGUGGAACUGGUGGCCAUGGAGUCCGGCCUCACUUCCACUAUCCAAGCUGUGGAGGGCACCUCGGACGACGGGCAGACCAUCAUAGAGAUUGACCCAGCGCCGGAUCCCGAAGCGGACACGGACGAGUCGGAGGGCAAAGCUGUCAUCCUGGAGACAGAGCUGAGGACUGAGGAGAAAGUGGUGGGGGAUGUGGAGGACCAUCAGCACCAGGUCCAUAACGUGGAGAUUGUGGUUUUGGAGGACUAGUGGGGAAGGCAAGCAUCAGUUUGGGGAAGAGUUGGGAAUUUGUUUUAUUUUGGGCUUUUUUGUUAAGCAUCUUUGCCAGCCACCCCAUUUGUUUCCAUGGAUAUUUUCAUUGUACUGUAUAUAGUAUAUAUAUGU